AUGUUCUUGAUCAAGUGGUUUUCCCGUGUUAUUUCUUCGAUUAUGAUGAUGCUGGUUAUGCUGGCGACUGUGAGUUUUUUUUUUGGGAGUUAGGGGAAGUUAGUUGUAUAGUUUAAGGUCUGAUUGGAAAUUUUAGUGACUUAUAUUAAAGCCGGUUUGACAGCUUUUUCAAUUUUUCUCGAAGCAUAGUGGCAAAAAUAGUUUUACAUAAAAGAAUCCAGAAAAAAUUUCGAAAUCGUGAGUAAAUACUUUUGAAAAUUUCAAAUUGCCGCCACGUCCAACGGAUUGAUGUGUGCAAUCACUGCGACGCACUUUUGCGUACAGGAAGAUUUGGAUUUCUAUAUUUUCACAAUAUUUCAUCUCUAUCUUUUGUUCGGUUCAAGCUUAAGUCUAACCGCUUUUAAAUAGAGAAAUUUGUGACCGAAAAUUCUUUGACUGGCUUGUGAUGUUCACAAAAAACAUUUGAUCUAACUUAACAUUUGUCAAAAACCCCUUGUUAGCUAAAAAAUCUAUCCCGAAUAUUUCCAGCAAUCAUUCUGCGACACAUAUUCCAAAACUGGACCCGGCCUCCAAUCCAUCUGCCAAGCAAUCACCCCAGAAUACGGAAAAACACAUUUGGAUUUCAUCCAAAUGAUCAUCUUGUUUGCUGCUAUUAUUUGGAUUCUCAAAUUUGGUGAUGCUGUUGCCAAGUUUGUUGAGAGAUGUUUCGCGAAAUUGGGAUUUCAUUGCACAUAUUGAAAAAAUCUUUUUUUCCCAUUGCUCAUCUUAAUCUUCAGUUGUUUUCAGUAAUUUUAAAGGUGCCAUUCGGUCCUAAAUAUUUUUUUUUGAAAAUUCAAAAUUUGCAUUGCUCAGAUUAAUUUUGAAUUCUUAUUGCUCAUGUUAUUCAUUUGUAUUUGUAAUAGUAAUGUUAAAGGUCCCCUUUUUUUAUAAUUAAAAAUUAAUUGUUCCCAAAAAAUGUUGUAAUGUUUUUUUUUUGAAAAAUAAAAUAUAUUUGAUUCGCAAUUAUUUUUCAAACUUUAUAUGUUUUUUGCUAUGUUUAAAAUCAUAGAAGAAUUAUUUUUUCCUAACAAACUUUAUAAUUACAAUUAAAUUCCUUUUCAGAAUUCCAAAACAAAAUGGUCAGUCCAAAAAUAAUUGGAUUAAUUGUCCAUCUUUUUGGAAGGUUCAUUGCGAGUUUUACACUUUUUGUCAUUUUUAUGUGGAUGGUGAGUUGCAGAGGGCCAGGGCCUGAUUCCGGGCCGUUUUUCAAACCUCCAAAAAUUCCAAAUAUUUUCCAGCAAGCUUUCUGCUACAAAAAUCCUGACCCGCAGAUGAAAUCAUUUUGUUCAUUGAUCAGUGGCCAAGCAUCAGAUAUGGAAUCUCUUUACCUGACUGGUUUUUGCGUUUUUUCAAUCCACAAACUGAUCGUUUGGUUCGUCGACAAUACUUAUAGACAAUUGAGAAUCUAA
Molecule: messenger RNA, 1448 nt
Organism: Caenorhabditis angaria
Lineage: Eukaryota; Metazoa; Nematoda; Chromadorea; Rhabditida; Rhabditidae
Source: the annotation of a GenBank genome assembly